Molecule: messenger RNA, 1987 nt
Organism: Rattus rattus (black rat)
Lineage: Eukaryota; Metazoa; Chordata; Mammalia; Rodentia; Muridae
Gene: Slc5a5
Product: solute carrier family 5 member 5
Exons: 15
Coding region: 1-1857 (618 amino acids)
Biological process (GO): thyroid hormone generation; iodide transmembrane transport; sodium ion transport
Cellular component (GO): membrane
Molecular function (GO): sodium:iodide symporter activity
Source: RefSeq, a predicted model, not a curated record
AUGGAGGGUGCGGAGGCCGGGGCCCGGGCCACCUUCGGCGCAUGGGACUACGGCGUGUUCGCGACCAUGCUGCUGGUGUCCACGGGCAUCGGGCUAUGGGUCGGCCUGGCCCGCGGUGGCCAGCGCAGUGCCGACGACUUCUUUACCGGGGGCCGGCAGUUGGCAGCCGUUCCUGUGGGGCUGUCGCUGGCCGCCAGUUUCAUGUCGGCUGUGCAGGUGCUCGGGGUCCCCGCCGAGGCAGCGCGCUACGGGCUCAAGUUCCUGUGGAUGUGCGCGGGUCAGUUGCUCAACUCGCUGCUCACAGCGUUUCUCUUCUUGCCGAUCUUCUACCGCCUGGGCCUUACCAGCACCUACCAGUACCUAGAGCUGCGCUUCAGCCGAGCGGUCCGGCUCUGCGGGACGCUGCAGUACUUGGUGGCCACGAUGCUGUAUACAGGCAUCGUGAUCUACGCGCCUGCGCUCAUCCUGAACCAAGUGACCGGGUUGGACAUCUGGGCAUCGCUCCUGUCCACAGGAAUCAUCUGCACCUUGUACACUACCGUGGGUGGUAUGAAGGCCGUGGUCUGGACAGAUGUGUUCCAGGUUGUGGUAAUGCUCGUUGGCUUCUGGGUGAUCCUGGCCCGAGGCGUCAUUCUCCUGGGGGGCCCCUGGAACGUGCUCAGCCUCGCUCAGAACCAUUCCCGGAUCAACCUGAUGGACUUUGACCCUGAUCCUCGGAGCCGGUACACCUUCUGGACUUUCAUAGUGGGUGGCACACUGGUGUGGCUCUCCAUGUAUGGUGUGAACCAAGCCCAGGUACAGCGCUACGUGGCCUGCCACACAGAGGGAAAGGCCAAACUGGCCCUGCUUGUCAACCAGCUGGGCCUCUUCCUGAUUGUGGCCAGUGCGGCUUGCUGUGGCAUUGUCAUGUUCGUCUACUACAAGGACUGUGACCCCCUCCUCACAGGCCGCAUCUCAGCCCCCGACCAGUACAUGCCGCUGCUUGUGUUGGAAAUUUUUGAGGAUCUGCCCGGGGUCCCCGGUCUCUUCCUGGCCUGUGCCUACAGUGGCACCCUCAGCACCGCGUCCACCAGCAUCAACGCCAUGGCAGCUGUGACUGUGGAAGACCUCAUCAAGCCGAGGAUGCCUGGCCUGGCACCUCGGAAGUUGGUUUUCAUCUCUAAAGGGCUCUCAUUCAUCUACGGCUCUGCCUGCCUCACUGUGGCUGCUCUGUCCUCACUGCUGGGAGGUGGUGUCCUCCAGGGUUCCUUCACUGUGAUGGGUGUCAUCAGUGGGCCUCUACUAGGCGCCUUCACGCUUGGGAUGCUGCUCCCAGCCUGCAACACGCCAGGCGUUCUCUCCGGGUUGGCAGCAGGCUUGGCUGUAUCCCUGUGGGUGGCCGUAGGGGCCACACUGUAUCCCCCUGGAGAGCAGACCAUGGGGGUGCUGCCCACCUCGGCUGCAGGCUGCACCAACGAUUCGGUCCUCCUGGGCCCACCCGGAGCCACCAACGCUUCCAACGGGAUCCCCAGUUCUGGAAUGGACACGGGCCGCCCUGCCCUCGCUGAUACCUUUUACGCCAUCUCCUAUCUCUAUUACGGGGCUCUGGGCACGCUGACCACCAUGCUUUGCGGUGCUCUCAUCAGCUACCUAACUGGUCCCACCAAGCGCAGCUCCCUGGGCCCCGGAUUGCUGUGGUGGGACCUUGCUCGACAGACAGCGUCUGUGGCCCCAAAGGAAGACACUGCCACCCUGGAGGAGAGCCUGGUGAAGGGACCGGAAGACAUCCCUGCUGUGACCAAGAAGCCCCCUGGCCUCAGGCCAGGCGCCGAGACCCACCCCCUGUAUCUGGGGCGCGAUGUGGAGACCAACCUCUGAGGGCGGGGUCUGAGAAGGCCAAUCACAGGCCUCGGGCCAGCAGCCUCCUUUCUGGAUGGUUGGACCUGAGCAUAUACAGAAGCUUGGCUGAUACAUGCCCUGCCCAGAAGUCCCUGUGUCCCACCCGCAC